This is a messenger RNA of Durusdinium trenchii, 1863 nucleotides long. NCBI's taxonomy places the organism in Eukaryota, Dinophyceae, Suessiales, Symbiodiniaceae. The record is from the annotation of a GenBank genome assembly.
CAAACCCAUCUUUCCAGACGCCGCCUUCCACACAUGGCCCGCACAUGGCCUCCCCACGUGGUCAUGUGGCCCGAUGCUCUUGCGCGCGCCGGUGCGCCGCGCCCCCAACGCGUCGCCGCCCUCGAUCGGCGAUGCCCGUCGCUGAUGGACGGCGGCCGAUGCUGCUGGUAGGGAUGACCUCGUUGCCCUCCAGGCUUCGAGGAGCCUGUGCCGCGUUGAAGUCCAUCGCAGCACAGACCAAGAUUCCGGAUCGCUUGAUCCUGUCGUUGCCACGUUGCUCGAUCCGCGAGGGCCGAGCCUACGAGAUUCCCCGAGAGCUCCAGGAGUUGACGUCAGAACACCCAUGGAUGCAGGUGCACUGGUUGGAGGAAGAUUUUGGUCCAGGGACCAAACUCUUGGGAGUGAUUGAUUGGUUUCAGAAGUAUUUGGGGGACCCAGUGAAUGGCGACAUGCUGAUGCUGCUGGAUGACGACCAUGCUUAUUUGCCUCAUGCCAUCGACGAUCUCUGGCACAAGCAGAGCUCUUUGGGCACUGAAUACGUGAGCUCCUAUUUCGCGUACUUCUUCCGUGGAGUCAUGGUGCCCCAGGGCGCGGACAUCGUGGCGGUGCAGCCGAAGGAUCGUCUCUGGAUGGCGCAGCUGCAAAGCUUCCAUCGUCACUUCGUGGCGGAGCAUCCAGCGGCCUUUUUGGUGGAUGACCUGUGGGCGGCCAUCUUCUAUUUUGCCACGGGGAAGGAGGUGCGCUCCUUCCGCGACUCGGUGCUCCGCCGUGGCGUGGAGACCAUCUACACCAAGACCUCCAACGCCUCGGUGGAGGCCCUCAUGGACUUGGAGGGCGCCGCCCGGCGCGAUCGAGCCAUGUUGGCCUGCUUCGACCAUCUACUUCAAAGGCUCCUGGCAGUGCCACCUGGGAGCCCGAGCCUCGAGUGCAUCGGUGGCGCCCCUUCAGCGCUCCGCCUGCGGCGCCUCGCCGCUGAGGUGGCGCUGGCCGAGCGGCGCAUGGCCGAGCUCCACGCGGAGAGCGCGAGUGCGGAGCGGGCGCCGCGUGCCGCGGCGGAGCUGGCGAAGUUGAGGACCAGCGCGACCGCUUCCGACCUCCGAUGGCUCGGCAGGUCUCGGAGCCGCGGCACAGCCUUCAGAUGGAACGCGAGGUGCCACGGGAGCUGCCCUCAGAAGUGUCGGGCCCCUCCUACCAGGAGUUGCUGGCAGAGAACAGGCGCUUGCGGGACGAGAUGUCGGAGCUACGAUUGGAGCUGGAGAAGUGUGGGAGCGACCGUCGUUGGGAGACUGGGAGCUGGAGUGUGCGACAGGUGGGAGACGGCCCAGACAAGUGGCAAAAGGAACAUGUGUAUGGAACCACCCAGACUGGACUGGACUGGCUGGCUAGGAGGUCCCAGUUACACAUUUAUCCCUUUCUUGUGGCACUGAACUUUGAUUGCAGGUUUGGUUCCUUUUACCACGGGUACGGGUACGCAUCAAGGGCAGCAUCGCUACUUGGAGAAGGUCAUUUGUCCAAGAGGCUAUUGAGGCAACCCAUGGCAACCCUGAAACAAAUACAACGUGAAUAAUUGCAUUUACCAUUACCAUUCAUGAAUCAACGCUGGACACUAUAUAUCUUGGAGUUCUGGGAGAACUGGGGGCAGAUGAAGAACAAGACCGUAAAGCCCAGCCUCGUCAAUACAUCAUGCUGGAUGCACUAGAUCGACCCGAAUCGAUGGUUUCUCUUCAAUCCAGUGGUCUUCCAGUCUUUCAUCCUGCGUCCCUUUUCAAGGAAUUCUCUGUGCUCUGCUGGUGAGCUCGCGCCGGUUUUCUGCAGUUUCUCAGACAUCAGCGCCGACCAGCAUGUGGCACAUAGACCGACCAG